Messenger RNA from Stylophora pistillata, 3203 nucleotides. RefSeq lists its product as uncharacterized. Lineage: Eukaryota; Metazoa; Cnidaria; Anthozoa; Scleractinia; Pocilloporidae. The record is from RefSeq and is a predicted model, not a curated record. Gene Ontology annotation, molecular function: protein binding. Gene Ontology annotation, biological process: regulation of apoptotic process.
CGAUCUGAGAUUCCUUCCGCCAUAUUGAAUACGUAAAUUUUCCUAUUUGGAUCAGGCCUACACCAUCGAAAUGUCAGCGAUUGAAUACAACAAUCUACUCUUCGAGGCAAGCCAGAGGCUCGAGGAGCUGAAUGUUCGUGAGCGUCUUCUGUUUAUGUGCAGAGGGAAGCUGACCUCUGGCAGCGAUGGAAACAUCCCAGACGUUUUGUCAUUGUUUAGGGAACUGGAGGACAAGGAAUACCUAGGAAUUGAUCGCCUGAAAAUAUUGAAGGAGAUUUUGAAGAGUGUUAGGGAAUGGUCGCUCUUUGGAAAAGUGAAGAAUUUGGAGCGCAAAAGGAAAGAAUACAAUGGUUUGCUCGAGGAGAUAAUUCGCGUACUCGACGAACUCAAUGAUAUGGAACGACUCAUGUCGUUGUGCAGAGGGAAAGUGCCAGAAGAAAAUGAAGGAAACAUUAAAAAUGCUCGACGAUUAUUGGAGGAACUGCAAAACCACGAGCAUUUGGAUGUUGAUCAACUCGAUAUCCUAAAGGAGAUUUUGACACGAACAGAGAAAAAAGAUCUGCUUUUGAAAGUUAAUGAGUUCGAGAAGCGAAUGAAUGAGGAGGAGGAAUUGGAAAGCAGGAAAGCUCGAGCCUCUGCUGUUGUGUCAUCAGCUAGAGCUGUCGGUGAAAGGUUAAUUGGGGAGGUUAGAAUGCACUGUACAUUCCGAAAAAUCAGCGGAGCCCUAUUGGUUGUCGGUACUGGGGUGAUCCUUCAUAAAUGCUCGAAGCUGGAGGACUUCGUAGAAGCAUUCACAGCUGCAGUACUCCCAGCAGCUUCAGCUCUACAAACAAUCAGUGAAGGUUCUGUGUGUUUUACUGUGCAGCUGCAAAAAAAGUCGGCUGUCAAGGCUCUGUGGAAUCGAUACCUGGAUGGCACACUGCAACGUGAUCUACAACAGUUCCUAGUUACAGAUGAAAUAAAACAACUAGCCGGUGGCGAGGAGGUCAUGAUCAAUGUCUACAUCGAUGAGCAAGAACUGAAGAACGCCAAUUCGGAUCUCUCGACCGCAGAUUGUCAAGAGCGCGAUGGCCCAGACGGGAUGAGCUCCAGAAAUGAUCGGCGGAGGAAUUCAGAUUCCAGCCUGUAUUGCAAACAGCGAGAAGGUGACGAAAUGGGUGACAGCGCCAAGAAAUCCGAAUCAAUGCCGGCCAAUUUUCUUGAUACGGAUAAAGCUGCAUAUGUUCAGAGCUAUCUAGAUAGUGUGCACGACGUGAAUAGUAUAACAACAGACAUAAGUGACAGCGCGUUUGGGACCGGCCCUGAAUCGGAGCCCGGAUCAGAAGAGACCGGAGCAGAUUUCAGAUUUAAAGUGUGCCUCAAAGACCUGAGUCACAAUGUCACCUGCGAAUUGACAAAAGUUCUCGGAAAUGACCCGGAAAUAAAAAAAAAUGUCUUCCAAGCCUUUGGUCUCAAAUUUGAACCAAAUGAGAGAGGUUUGAGGAUGAAAAUUUUCGACCUAUUUCCGGAUACUCCUGUCAAGCUGUUAAAGGAAGUCUUUGAAGCACUGCAGUUAUAUGAUUUGGCAGAGUUGUUGGAAAAAGAUAAACCGCGUUCUCUUCGUUCUGCUCUUCCCCUGGAAGAAAUUAAAAAACUGCGCCAAUGUAGCGAUCGUCCUACGGUGUUCCAUAGUCAGGUGGCGGUUUUGAUCAUCGACGAUGCAAAGGAGAACGCCAGUGUAAAAAAUAUUAUAUCUUUUUUCAAGGAUUUAAGUUCAGAUAGUAAAACUGAUGUAGUGUCUUUGGAAAGUUUGCAAAAAGCGAUGAAGAUAACUGGCGAACUAGAGGAAAGGAAGCUUUUCGAGAAGCAGUGGAAUCGGCGGUGGAAGAAUUUGAAAGCGAUGAAGGAAGAUUUUGAAGAAAGGAUUAAAAACAAAGAAUUUCCGUUAAGGCGAAGGCGUCUGUUCCGUGACCCUUACUUUUUUUCCAGAGCAGAAGAGAGUGAAGUGGAAGGAGCCGAAGAGGUCAAACUACAAGAGGAAAUAAAGGAAAAGGAAAAGUUGGUGAAAGAUGAACUGAAAAAUGUGGAAGAAGCUAUUUCAUCAAUUAUGGAUGUUUGGAUACACGAUCAAGAUCACUUCACCUUUUUUGUUGUGAUGGAAAGCAGCGAUCUUUAUAAGUUCCCAGACAUCAGUGCAAUGAUCGAGAAUUGUUUGGCAAAGAAGCUAGAACUAAUACCAAGCAGAAUGAAAUUUGUGAUUGGAUCACAAAAUUGGGAUCGCCUCAAGCAUCUCCCGGAACUUCUUCAAGUAAUAUGUUAUUGUUCGAGUAGUCAUUUUGUCGUGUUGAUGGAUGAAGUCAUCAACAAAAGAUGGCAAACGUUGGACAUUAUAUCCAUGAUUAAAGAGAUCGAGAGAAAUUUACUCUUAAAGAAGUCGUCGCCUUUCCGAGAACAUGAAUUGUCUUUGAUAGAUGAUGUAAAUUUAGAGAUAAAGGAUAAUUUGUCGUUAGUUCCUAAAUUCCGCAAAAAGCAAGGGUAUGAUUCGGCUUCUUAAGAGCGACUUUUUUUCAAGACCGCGUGAGAGGGGGACACAUCAACAGAAAAAAUGGCUAUCUUCAUAUUUCAAGCAGAGAUAACUUAAAAUAAACUUAGAAACGUGGUGAAGUUUUUUUUUUUCUUUUUAGCCAGAGUUGCUUCUUCAUUCAAGUAAAUUCACUCGUCGAUAGCCGCAAAAUGGCGGAAAUCAGCGCCUCGAGUAGCGGCAAAUGAAUUUUGCUCACGAAAAACGCAAAAGAAGGACAGGGAUUGAAUUAUGUUUUAAGUCUAAAACGUGACCAUUUCAUUUCAUUCGGAGCUCACGGAACGCUUUUGAAAAUCACCAAUAGUUCGAAAUUCUAAUAUCGCAUUUCGCAGCAAAUUUUCAAUUGACAUUUUAAGAAAGUUCUAGAAUAAAAUUGAGCUUCAUUGUGGACUCGAAAGAGGACAAUUCAAUCAUAUGUACCGGUAUGUCGGCAGUUCUUUACCGAUGACAUUGAAGACGGGCAGCAACUUGAUACUAGUGUAGAUGUAACAUACUCAAGCGUUGACAUUAUUUCAAUCACCGUAAAACAUUUUCUUGUUUCCUUCUUGUGGUUUUUCGGUCACGAAAAUCAUGGAUACUAAUAUGCAAAUGAUGCUUUACACAAACCUGUGCAGUAGGUAAUAAAGAAUAUGCUACUUUGGAA